This is a messenger RNA of Ceratitis capitata (Mediterranean fruit fly), 650 nucleotides long. RefSeq lists its product as hypothetical. The transcript is spliced from 3 exons. Lineage: Eukaryota; Metazoa; Arthropoda; Insecta; Diptera; Tephritidae. The record is from RefSeq and is a predicted model, not a curated record. Bases 179 to 571 code for a protein of 130 amino acids.
GUAACGACAUGUUUUGUAUGCAAAGCUUUCAAGGUUCUAAUUAUUAGUUGACUUCACUAUUCACAUUGCCUUCAACAUACAUUAGCCAUGGAAAUGCGUUCAUUUUCUAAUUAAUUGUUAUGAAAAAAUCGUAAAAGUAAUCGGCCGUUCGGAGAAAAUAUUGUAUGGGGCAAUAAAAAUGGAUGUAAUAAGUGAAAUUAAUGAAAAAUAUUCCGCUUUGGAGGCUGAAAUCGAUAGGAGAUUGGAGAAAAUUAAAACGGAGGAAAACAAAUUGGAAAGAUUACAAGAGCAAAGAUCGCAUAAAUCUUCGAUACAAACAACUAAAGCUCUCUCAUACGAAGAAUCAAUUUUGAGAAAUACCAAUUUACUUAAGUCAUUGGAUAUAGCAAAAGCGCGUUUACGUUCACGAUCUACUUUCUCGCCAGUUGAACAAAUACUGGAAAAGGCCAUUGAAAAUUAUAAACGGGACUUGGAGACGUCACAACAAUUAUCGUCACGCUUCAAGCAAGUGAAAAUCUAUGAAACGUCACCAGUCACAGACUCUGCUAAAGGUGUUGGCGGCCAAGAGUAGUUGAGUAAAAGAGAGAGAGACAAACAUUUGGACUGGAAAAAAUACAUUUUCAAGUUUAAUAUUUAUAUACUCGCAUAAA